AUGAAUUUAUUUUUUGAAAAUUCAUAGGAUAAUACUGCUUGCCAAGAAGCAAAAUAUAAUUGCAAGAACUACACAAGAUUUAAUAAAUGCCCUGCAUAAAUGAAUGACCUUCUUUCAUGUAUUUGGAUUGACAGCUCUAGUUAUUCCAUUUCAGAUGUAAAUUAUGGUGUAAUAACAGGAAGUGGACUUGAUCAUGCUUUAUUCCAAGCUUAUAAUCUAGAUUUCGAAUCCGUCACUGAUAUAGCCAAAUGUUAAAAUUUUAAAUCAGCUUGCGAAUAAUAUGCAGGUACACCAUUAAGUUGGACAAAAGCUGAGUCCUCAAAAUGA
Messenger RNA from Paramecium octaurelia, 327 nucleotides. The record is from the annotation of a GenBank genome assembly. NCBI's taxonomy places the organism in Eukaryota, Ciliophora, Oligohymenophorea, Peniculida, Parameciidae.